AGUAGAUUGACACUUUUGUCAGCCAAUAGAAUCUCUUCAAUCCCUAUUUCUUUAUUUGCUGUAUUAUAAUGAUGAAUGCACGUGGAGGGGCUUAUGUCCAAGCUGAAUAAAGACGUUGCUGUUUAAAUGACGUAUGAGGCAGAGCAGUAGUGAGUGCCUUAAGGAUAAGUCAUAAGUAAAAGUUUGAGUUGAACUGGCACAUACUAAAACGUCUGGAAAAUACAAUAUCUAUUAGAAAUGGACGAGGACACAAUGGACAAUGAUUUCAUGGAUGAUUUAACUGAUGUGUCAUCUGUUGAAAGUUUGGGGUUUAAAACUCAAAAGGAAAUAUUCUGUAAUAAGCUUUUACCUUACGCUGAUGAGAUCGAUGAUGAGUCUCAACUUUGGUUGGCAGAGAUCAAAGCCAACCUUGGUCGCGCAGUACUACUACGUGAGAUUCGUCCAGCAUGCAGUGUGUGGACCGUCAGAUUAUGCAAGUACAUAAAGCUAUAUGGGAUGAAAUUUUCAAAGGAAGACCAUAUCAUAUUUGUGAAACUGAUGUACGAAAUGAUUACUAUUCCAAAUUUGGAGCCACACUUAGUUCAUGAGUUUGGAGCCACACUGAUAAUACUGCUGAAAAAAAAGGAAUUAAUAUCUCCGGAGGAGCUAGAACUGCCAUGGGAACCGCUUUACCAACUGACCUAUCGCAUAGUGGCCACUGGAGAAAUGGCGCUUGGAAUGUACAGAUAUUUCUCAAAUCUUGAAUCAACACUCGAUGCAUUAGUUCAUGCAGCUAAAGUGUACUUUCCCAUAACGGCGACACAGGAAAUUUUGGAUGAACUUAGACCAGGUCUCUGUCCUUUGGAUCAUGCAACAAUGUCCUCCACCCUGGAAACCUUGGAAUGGUUUUUACCACUCACAUUAUCCCCGGAGCAUCAUUCCCUAGGUCAUCAGUUGUGGUUCGAUGAAUUUAUGAGUCUCUGGGAAGUUUGUCAUAAUGCUCCUAAAUGGGAAGAUGAAAUGAUGUGGCUCAUGUCACGGCUAGCAUCUCACAACAUUGGAUAUAUCAAUUGGGAGCCACACAUUCCCCUCAUGUUUACCAGAUUUUUAAGAUGUUUAAGUCUACCAGUCACCUACAAACAUAUGCAGAGCAGUAAACAUCACAAGAUUGAUACAUCAUCGAUUGCUUUAUGGAUUGUCUCAGUUCUGGGUAACGGAUCAAGCGCACAGGAGUACCUGAAUAAAUUUUUGAAAACUGUCGAAAGCUACUUUCAUCCGGCUAAUUAUGGUCAAUGGCUGUCUAAACUACGGAAGUUGCUCAAUAAGCUUCCUUUUUAUUUUAUUUUACGUCUUCACAAAGAACGCUACGGCAAACAGACGUGGGAACAGCCUGUGCCUACAGCAUUCAAAUUAACUGAUGAUGAUGUUGAUAAUUUUGUAAAGAGUAUAAAGCCAGUUGCAAUGGCAGCUAUGUUUGGAAGAAUGGGCGGAAUGGACGCUGGACAGGCUUUGCAACAUUUAGCCACUAUGAGGCCUAAUUUAAUAAUUCCAGAUGUUUUAGAGCGACUAUAUUCUGUAUUAGAUUCCGUAACAGAACCCCACAAGUUGACAGCAUCCAUGAAUUGUAUUGUAGCAGUCGCUAGGCCUAUGGUCCAAGGCUCCAGGAAUUAUAAUACAGGUUACGAGUACGUGGAAGGGCCAACUCAUGUAUUACCUCUUCUCUUCUCGGCUCUACCUGGAAUAGAUCCCAAUGAUGCAAGAAAAUGUUUUGUAACUUUCCGAUUGAUAUCUGUAUUUGCCGGAUUGGUUCCACUAGUAGAUUCAUCCAGAACUCAGAUCCCAAUUGAAGAAGAUGAGAGAUUAAUCUGUGAAGCAACAUCCCGUUUUGAAGAUUUUGUUUUACAAUUCAUAGACAAAGUUUUUAACCUUAUAGACUCAAGUUCUCUAGAGUUCGUGAGAUUAGAAAACAGUGGAGGUGAUGGAAAAAGCAAGUUGGAAUCAUUGUUUGAAAAUGCAUUAGCUGCAGUCUGCACUUCUUUACUUGGUGAAACGAGUGAUGCUAUUUUUGAAUGCGCAUUACACAAGCUGCGAACAUUAGCGACUGAGCGUAUCCUGGAAACACAAGUUGCCGGGCGGUUAGCAGCUGUGCUUUGUCGAUCGUUUUCUAGAAUCAAUGGACAGCAAACCUUGCGAGUACUGCUUCCACCUUUGGCUCGUAACAUAAUGGAAGCAAUAGGAGAAGGCGACGAUGUGGCUAAGGAAGAAAAUUUAGAUAAUCAGCUUUUGUACAGCAUGUUACUAUUGGCCGAAACUGUUGAUACAAAAGGAAAUCAUCUCUUACCAUACAUUGACACUUUAAUGGAAAUUCUCGACAAGAUAUUGUAUCUUAAAUCGAAAGAAGGAAAUCAAAUUGCAAGUCGUUUAUUGAAGAUACUUCUUCUAUCUCUAUCAACAGUAACACCUCUAGAGUUUAGAUCAUCGGUUGGAGAUUUCAAUGAUCCUACAUAUUUGCCGAUCAGAGAUUGGGGUCAAGCUGUAGAUAACAAAGAUCUAAAUGUGAAGUGGUAUGUGCCUGGAGUGAAAGAAAUUGCAGUCAUGAAGAGAAUCUUUACACAAUAUUUUCCACCAGUUGUAGAGAAGAUAGAACAGUUUAUUGCAGAUAGAAAUUCAUUCUCAAGGGACGAAUUGUUGACAAAUCUUAACAUAAUGAACGCCAUUCUUGUGGGCUGUGAAACCUUUUUGCCAAUUUGGUCGGAACCUCACAUUGAGCCGCUGGGGUCAUCUUUAGGGUCGACAUCAUUUACACCAACGAUAGGAGUUACAGGAGAAAUACUAAUGCCCGAUGGAAGUAAUGUCAGACAAUAUCUUGCACGGAUGAUGUCUCAUUUACAAGCUCACAUCUUGAGCGAGGCUGAAGAUGAUAUAAAAAGUCUAUCUGUCGUCAUUGAGAUCUGGGGGAGUCUGCUAUUGGGAAGAUUACGUGUGGGUGAGGAUCAUGAGGUUAGACGUAAAAACUUCAUGCUUUGCAAACAAGUUACAGAGGAUAAGUUGAAGGGGAAACAAAGGCAUAUGCGGACUCUUAUGGUACAACGUGCAGCAAUGCAACACGAAAUACGCCUAUUAGAACGUGUGGUUUGUCUUACAGAGACACACAAGUUAAUGCUAUUAGAACUACUUAAACUUUCAACCAGUAGAUACAGUGAAGUACGAUCUAAAGCACAAACUAGGCUGUUUUCUGCUAUGCAGUGCUUUUCUUAUUCUUAUGCUUUGUUGGUUCCUCAAUUGGUUGAAAUCUUGUCUAAAGAUAGCGAAGAACAUCACGACGCAUUUAAAGGUGCUUUGUAUGUCUUACUAGGUCUGAAGCAAGCUCCAAUGGUUACAAAGCGUGAUUGGAUGUUACUGAACACACUCUGGCCAGCAUUAGUUUUAUCCAAGCCAUCUGAGAAACUUUCAGUAAUACGUUUAAAAGAAAGGUUGGUUGAUACCGUUCACAAGCUUUUUCCAACCAUUUCUAUUGAAAUUGAAGUACCAUCGAGAUGCAUAGAAGCAGCCAUGCAUUUGUGGGAUAAUUGUCCAAAACCUAGUUUUGCACAACCUACCCAAUCUGAAAUAGAAAAGGGUAUAGAAACUUUGAAAAGUGUCGGAGCAAAAAAUUUAGAGUACUACAAUGAUUUAUUAAACAAGUUGUUGGAAGCUAUAGUGGAGCGAAAUCUUCAUUGGAGACAGCGAUUGAUGGCCAUGAGUUUCAUAAGGGAUUUGGUUCACCCAGAUCAUAUAUACCCACCAAAAAUAGUGCGCUACUUCUUAAGUUCCCUGAUACACGAAUCAUUAGAGGAAAGAAAAAUUGCCAUCAGAACCACAGUGUUCAUUCUCAAGCAACAAAAAAGAAAACAUCUUAAGGUGACUAUAAAUCCAUCAAGGUUUGAGCAAAGCACAGCUGGCUUGAGUCAAGAAGUCAUUAAAAAAUUGAGUCCUGGAAAGAGACUGGAUAAUGCAUGGCUACAAUAUAAUUAUGAAACACGGCCUUUAACCUCAGAACAGUGGGAAGAGCCGAGAUAUAUUCACCAGCGAUGGAUAGGGUAUUAUUGUUGGCCAAAAGAGCUGGAGGUCUAUGCUCCAACAUCAGAACAACCAUCUCUUGACCCAAAUAUCAGAGUUUUAUCUGAUCAAGAGAAGGAAGUAGAUAUUUUCUUCAGCGACCCAUGCAACAUUUCAAAACUUGUAGGAUAUUUAAGUCUGGAGGAAAUGAAGGGGAAAGACAAGUUUAACAGUUUUCAUUUUGUCCUAUUCAAAGGCCUAUUCAGAAAUCACGGAGAUACACACCUGCAACAUUUCAUACCACACCUCAAAAAACUAGUUGCUGAUAAACAUGAAAGUAGUCAGAGGUGCGCUGCAGAAAUAGUUGCCGGUUUAAUCCGAGGUGCAAAGCACUGGACAUUUCCAAUGACAUCUGCGAUGUGGGGAGUUCUCUUACCCAUCAUUAGAACAGCACUCAGUAAUCUGACUGUUGAAACUGUUGGGGAUUGGGGAAUCUGCUUUGCCACUGCACAGGAAAGUCGAGAUCCUAAUAGACAACACUGGCUCUUAGAGUGUCUCAUGGAAGAACCGCCACUUAGUGAAUCUGAGGCAUCGUUUGUGGAGUGUGGAAGAUUGUAUGCCUUGCAAGGCGCGCUUGGCCAGCAGUCUUGGAGAGUUUCAGAGCUGCUGAAUCGAUUGUUACGCCGUUUAGAGGAUCGACUUUUAGCCAAUCCUUUUCAAAAUGUUCGAGAACGUCUUGGAUCUGUAUUAGCCACAAUUUUUGAUUCAGAUCUGAAAUUCUCUGCACCAAGUUCUGAUACAAGGUCGUGCAUUCCAGUAACAGACUUUAUGAACAAAGUAACGCCAAAGCUGCAAAGGUUGAAUCAAGAGUCCCCCCGUGUAUGCGGGGGUAAAACAGAGUCUUCUGAAUUAUCCGUUCUAGUGAAUGAUGUGAAUCUCAAUGGAUCAUCUAAAGAUUCAAAUACUGAGGAACGAGAAGGAGCUGUGAGAUUAUUGAAGACAUUAUGUAAAUGGUUGAUUGGUAGUAUCGUUCGAUCUCAAUAUGGAGCGCUCCCUGCAUACUAUCAGCUCUUCCCACUUAUUUGCCUACUAGAAAAUAGUGAGGCAGAUGAGGAAUUGAGCAGAAUGUGUACUGGGACACUGGCUGUUUUAGCUCAAGCGUUUACAUUGCCACAACACAUUCCUACAGCUCUGGAAGCUGUUGAACAAAUUACCAAAAACACUUCUUGGUGGGCAAGAGCCACUGGGUUAGAAUUUUUGCAAGUUCUAGUGUUUCACAACAUGAGUAUCUUACUCAGUAACUCCUCCUGGAUUGAUCAGGUGCGGAAAAUAGUUCUUAGGCUUCUAGAAGACGAACGACUUGAGGUCAGAGAAAAAGCUGGUCAAGUUCUCGGUGGAUUACUUCACUGUACAUUUAUUCCAGAUCAAGAGGCGCUACUGCGAGAACUUAAAAUAAAAGCCAAAACAAGGCUUAGGAAGAAGAAAAAACAACCGAUUGUUGCGGAAACUGUAACACAUGAUAAAAGCGCUGAAGCUGCAAUAAUACGCAUUCGCCAUGCAGGAGUUCUAGGACUCUGCGCAUUUAUCAACGCACACCCUUAUGAUGUACCAAUGUUUCUACCGCCUAUCUUUGAAGAACUUGGACCUCAUCUGAACGACCCGCAACCCAUUCCUGCAACAAUUCGGAAGACAUUAGGUGAUUUCAAACGAACACACUACGAUGGCUGGGCAGGUGAGACGGGUCACCAGCAGCGUUUCACUGAGAUGCAGCUAGCUGUGCUGCAAGACCUUGUUGUCCCACCGACAUACUUUGCCUAAGUCUUUAAAUUAUUUAUGAUUCUAGAUAUCAACUGACAAAGGAGAUCAACGAAGUAUUCGUUGUCUUCUAUUUUAUGAAGAAGAGUAUAAAAAAAUUAUGUCUGAAAAUCUUUAUAUUUUUUAUACAAUUCGAAACAAAAACGAAGAAAAGAUUCUCAAUCGAAAGAAUAGUGAUUCGAUGAAUGACAAACGCGCUUGAAAAUUAAAACAAAACUGCUGAACACGUGAUGAAUGAUAGCUAAUAUCAAUAUUAAUUAUAUUAUUCAGCUAUGGCAUUUUGAAUCAACUUCUAAAGGUGACAGCCAUCAAAUUUCCUGCACACUCCUGCAUUCUAGAAUAUCCGCCUUCGAGGACAUUGAAAUGAUGACCCUCUAGCUUGAAAAUUUUCUUAUUUUAAUAGGUGAACGGCGUCAAAUAGCAAAACUAUAUUUUUUGUACUUAUGGAUUUUCAAUUUAUAAGCGUAAAUUAUGGCUUACACAUUUGUAACAAUAAAAUAAUGAAUAAAUUUUUGUCUGCUAUAA
Athalia rosae (coleseed sawfly) is the source of this 6357-nucleotide messenger RNA. RefSeq names its product proteasome activator complex subunit 4B-like. Gene Ontology annotation, biological process: proteasomal ubiquitin-independent protein catabolic process. Gene Ontology annotation, molecular function: peptidase activator activity; proteasome binding. Gene Ontology annotation, cellular component: nucleus; cytosol. Bases 238 to 5835 code for a protein of 1865 amino acids. The transcript has 13 exons. Lineage: Eukaryota; Metazoa; Arthropoda; Insecta; Hymenoptera; Athaliidae. The record is from RefSeq and is a predicted model, not a curated record.